Messenger RNA from Sphaeroforma arctica JP610, 426 nucleotides. RefSeq lists its product as hypothetical. Gene Ontology annotation, cellular component: nucleus. The record is from RefSeq and is a predicted model, not a curated record. Lineage: Eukaryota; Ichthyosporea; Ichthyophonida. The transcript is spliced from 3 exons. Bases 1 to 426 code for a protein of 141 amino acids. Gene Ontology annotation, molecular function: histone H4K20 methyltransferase activity.
AUGGCCCAUAGCUUCCGCUCUGGUCUCAGCAAGCUGCAGCAAGAGAGUGUUCGAGUUGUGGCUUUGGGCGUAGCUGGUGGCAAAAUAGGUGUGCGCGAAGCUGUAGCCAUCGUGAAUAAUAUGAAGUAUGUAGCGAUGCAGCGAGAGUCACUUAGAAAUGCGGAGAAGAAGGUCUUGUUCGAUAAGCAUCUAGAACUCUUUAUCAACAUGUUUUCGCCAGAGACUGGAGUGACGCUCGCCACAGCUCUCCGGUAUAAAACUGAAAGGGCAGAAGCCAAAGUGAUCUCGACCAGACACUGGAACACCGAUGACAUAGUCACAAACUUCAUGGGCGUGAUCGCGGAGGUGCCCAAAGAUGUAGAGGACGACUUUUUUGUAUGUUUCAUGUCCACUUGGUGGGGUCAGUAUCAGUUAAGAGUGGAGUAA